Trichomonas vaginalis G3 is the source of this 498-nucleotide messenger RNA. RefSeq lists its product as uncharacterized. The coding region runs from base 1 to 498 and encodes 165 amino acids. NCBI's taxonomy places the organism in Eukaryota, Parabasalia, Trichomonadida, Trichomonadidae. The record is from RefSeq and is a predicted model, not a curated record. The transcript has a single exon.
AUGACUGAUGAUUUGAUGAUCGAGAUGCAAGAGAAAUUUGACGAAAUAAAAACCAUGGUAGAAGGUCUUGCAAUUGAUCAAAAUAUAAGUCUUUAUACUUUAGAUGAUGAAACUCUGAUUUCUUCAAUUGAAUCAAUGGUAAAAGAGUCUGAAAUAUUAGAUCAACAGUUGAAAAUCCAAUCACUUACUGGAGAAGCGAAAGUUAAAAAAUCAAUCGAGCAAUAUAAUGUUCAAUAUCAAAGAUUACGCGAUGAAAAAGUUUCUUUAAGACAAAGACUAGCCGAAAUACAAGCAAUUGAUAAAAGUUCGAUUUCUCAAUAUAUUGCUCAAAAUAAAUCUCAGAUUACCAAAGCUGCCAUUGAAGAAGCAGCAAAAAUUGUUGAAUCACGUUCUUCAGUAACGAAAAGAGAUAUAGAUAGAAUUUACUUACUCUCUUUGAAGAAGCAAAUCAAAACAUAUUUACUCAAUUUUAUUAGUACAUUAAUUAAUAAAAAUUAA